AAAUAGGUACGUAGUUCAAAUGGACGGCACGUAGUCUUUUAUAUACAAUGCUGGCUAAAAGAAGUGAUCUCGGGCAGCUAAAAUGGGCGUUAAGAAGUAGAAAUGUACUUCCUUUGAGCCACUUUUGGUUCAACCUUUAGUAAUAAUGCUUGGUAUUUGGUAUUUGGUAUUUGCUGGUGUUGGUACUGACACUGGAGCCUGUAAUGAGAAGUUUCAGUUAGCCUGCUAGCUGCUGCAGCCAAGUGUCCGUGCCUCAGAGGGAUCUCUCGGCUGAUAAAUGUCUGCUAGACGGGCUCUGGUGGACUGUGCUGUGCUGUCUCUGCAAGAUGCCUGUGUGUUUUACCCGUGCUGUAAAGGCUGCUUGUCAAGGGUUGAUGUUGAACAGCGGGACGCGACGAGGUGGAGGUGCUGUAAGUGUGGUUACAGCUGUCUGAGGGAGCAGGUCGACUACAGAUACCGUCUCUCUCUGAGGGUGACCCGGGACGGAUGCAUAUUUGGAGUAACAGUGUUUGGAAGCUGCCUGAACCCAUUCUUUGGCAUUCAUGCCAGUGGUUUACAGAGGCUGGUGGAGAACUUGGAUGGACCCGUUGGACCAGCAACCAGAUCCACAUUGUUGAUGAAGGCUGUCGCGGAUUGCUUCAUUGGCAGACAUUUCAUCUUUGGCCUUAAGGUAACCGAAACACAAAGUGGGCCUUGGUUUGGAGGGCCUGUUGCAAAUGGCUCCAGCAGUAAAGACACAGUCCACUUUAUCGCCAGUCAGAUGAUUCUCCCCAAAGCUACAGGCCUGGGAGGCUGCACAGUGGUCAGUUAUUAUCGGAUCCUUCUACAGAAAGCUGCAGAAUAUGAGCUGGGAUCUCCUGAUUCCAGGAAAACCUCCAGGCCACCAGCAGCAACCCUUCUGCUGAUUCCUCGUCAUUCUCCAGCCAGUAGCUUCAGUAAUGACACACCUUGUGCCUCAGGUCUUUCCCCAUUACUGCAAAGAUCACAGUACCAAGACUGCACCCUUUCUCCCACCCCUCCAUGGCAACAAUCACUAGGACUAGUUACUUCAUCAGCAGAGCAGGAGGAAGGCUGCAGUACCCAGGACAGUUGCGAUGAGAACAGCAGACAGACGGACAACUUCAAAACACCACAUCACGCACAGAGAGGCUGCCUGGUGGACCAGAUGGUCACAGAGGAGACAGAGCCAUCACUUCUUCUUCCUUUAGAGUGCAGUUCUUACAGUUGUCCGUCGUUUGCCAAAUACUCACACUCAGCUAUUGAGAAAGCUGUUGGAAAUAUCCCCAUCCUGAACACUUGGUUAAGUCCCUCACCUGGUCACAACCGCUCCAAAGCGAAGGGGUCUUCUACCAAACAAGCCACCGAAACAUCUUUGCCAAGCUCCUUGGCUUGGGAGGAUUUGCCUUUUUCCGAGAGUCUUACAGAGUUUUUGUGUGAGGCAAACAAAGAUUUUGACACUGUUUGUGAAACAGAGCCACGGCUAAAUGUGAAAAAUCAGAAAGAAUCAACAAGAGACAACCUGGAAAUCAGAUCACAAGACAGAAACAUAUCAAUUAAAUCAACUUCUGUUUGUCAAAGUAACACACAGAUGACAGACAGACACUCUCGGAUAUUACAGAAUAUAACUAACACACCUGCAGCAAAUGGAGGUGACAGACUCGAUUUAUCUGACCAGGUAUGUAGGAACCCUUCUGGAUGUGUAAACAGAAGUGAAGCCAGAAACAUUUGUUCCCAUAAGAGUAAUCAGGAGGAUGAGAAAGAUAGUUUACUAUCUUAUGAAAACGAUGAAGAAGAGCACUUUGAAGGCGACACUUACAAUUGUUCAGCAGACCUAUUCAGUAGCUCACCCGUGGUCGAUAUGAGCAGAAACACGUUCAGCACACAUGCAGAAACUGUCAGGACGACCCCAGAAGCUCGCCCCGUGCUUUUCAAGUCAGACAAACAGCACCCGAGGAGUGAGACGGCAAAUGUCUCACACUCAACACCAGACGAACAGAAACUGAAAACGAAUACCUGCAUAAACAGAGACGGUUUAAUUCCACCUGGCACACAAGAUGUUAACUUCAUCCCUCCCUCGCAGUCCACUCCCAUUGUAAAAGUAGCUGUUGUAUCAGGGUCACAUGCCUCCCCAUACAGAACCAUGACAUUAGGGGACACUUGUGCUUUUGACAGAAAUCUGCCUGAAUUGGACAGUAAAAAGCCAGCCAAAAUCACAUCUUCUCUUUGUAAAUUAAACAGUGUCAGAGCUAACUUGCUCUCACGGUGCGGCAGAGAGUCUACAAAAGAAAGUCUGGUGUGUAGUACGAGAUCAAGCAGACACAGCCACACGUUUACCCCAAAAAGGAGGUUCUGGAAACCAGACAAACAUAAACACCACCUGCUGACUCAGCAGCACCUGAGGGGCCAGAGGGGGGCUCUGAACACAGACUCAAUAGGAAGGACCAAUCACAGAUGUGACUCAAGUGAUAGUGAUGUGACUGUGUGUGAUUAUGAGGACAGUGACGCAGUUCUUGUUCCUCCCACCCCUGCUGCUAACACACGGCUGAGUGCGUUAGCAGCAGGCAGAAGAAGAAGGCAGCAGACUGAUAAUAGCAGCGGUAGUGUGGAUUAUACUCGGGAAGGGAAGCAGAGAGAUGGUGUUGAUUGUAAAAGAACUCUGUUGCCUCAAACUGUCACAUCUUCACAGAGAGGUCAGGCACAAAGAGGAAACUGUGACAGUGGGACUACUGAUGACGGGAGUCUGGACGGAUCUAAUUGUUACCUCCUUGAUGAUGAGAACCAGGCAUGUGAUUGGUCUAGAGAUCUCUUCUCUGACUCAGUCUGAGAGGUUCUGUUCAAGAUGGAUUUACGAAUAGUUUUUUUUAAUGUGUUCAGGGUUGGCUACCCAACUUAUGAUUGUUUUGAAAGAGUACUUCUACUCCCACUGCUACUACCAACAGUACUGCUACUCCAACUCUCUGCAGACGGAUCUAAGAAUAGAGCACAUAUAUAUUAAACACUAAAGAGAGGAGAAAGGCAACACAGGAGAAGUGUUGCAGCAGCAAAGGUGGGGCAGCUCUUAUUAAUGCCUAUGGUUUUAAAGAUAUUUUAAAAAAAAAUCACAUAUGGGUGUAAUGUGUAGAUUUCCACAUGCUUUUAUAGAUUUAUUUUAAAAGGAACAAUCUUCUGCACAUGGUGCACUUUUUAAAUAAUCAAUGCUUUUAUUGUAAACUUAAAUGUUUGGAUCAGAUGACCUUUUGAAUAUUGAGGUGUGUAAUUUACCUUUUUUGAGCUAUGUGGGCCGUACUGUGACACAUUAGUAAUUAUAUAUAUUAUAUUUCUAAAGGUUUCCUGCUGCUGCAUCUUUACUGCCAUUGCUGGCAUUAUUUACUGUCUGUUCUCUAUUGGUUCUCCAACUUUCUGAAUGCUUUUAAAGUGAUAAUAUGUGUAUGACUGGGUGAAUAUCUGAUAAAGCAAUUGCUGCUGCUACAUCUAAUGACCAUUGAGGAUUAAAAUAUUAAAAUGUUUGACAGAAAUGUAUUGAGUUUUGCAUUUUUAUCCUAUUAAUACCGUAGAUGAUAGAGAUGGACAGGAAAUACUGAGAAGAAAUGGUAUGAGUAGAAGCAAAGGUCCCAACCCCAAGGCAAACAAGACGCUCCGUCACUCUUGAAUGCUCUCCAGUCUAAUUUGAACCACUCUGCUCCCUGCUCCCUGGUACUUCUGUUGGCAGCAGAGUCCUUAAGCUGACCUGCUGUCCUGGUGCUACUGUGUGUGUUUUUGCAGGGGUGUUAACGCAGGGAUGAGUGUGUACAGUGUUAUGCCAGGGAGCUAAGAAUAGCUGCAACCAAAUAUCAUGACUGCAAUGUUCUGGAUGUGUGAGUAAAAGAGAGAGGGCAAAAUGAAGAUGAUGUACAUGUUUAAAAAUGGAACUGGGACAAGAAGUAAGUACAGCUGGAGCUUUGUACUGUAUGUGUUGCAGAGCCAGGGUUGGUAUGUAGUCAGCUGGGUAUGGCGUGAUGCGUGUCUGUGUGGAUGUUCCAGCAUCCUGUUUGGUUGAUCGUUUUCAUUUGAAGUUCUUUGUGUAUAUUUUUAGCAUCAGAACUCUUGGAGUGCUCCUGAGGUACACACACACUUCCAUAAAAUUUUGCCCACACGCAUUUAUGUUACCACGGAGGAUGUUUCCUAAUGACCUAAUGAUCUCCUGACUUCUCUUGACUUUGCCAACAAGUUGGGCGCUUAAAGAAAAACUUUAAGUGUUUGUGCUGGACGGCAAGACCAAACAUUUGUACUACUGUAUUUUUUUAAGAUGUGGGUAAUUUAUAAUUUAUAAUUUAAUAAUUUAUUUAUUUAUUUAUUUGUUGUUGUUUUUUUUUUUUUGCAUGACUGUGCCUUUAUAUGCGUUUAUAGUAGCUUAUUCUACUGUCAGGGGUGCAUAGAAUAUACAAUUUUUUUUUUAUUGUUCAAGCUGCAACAAAUAUGCCAACACAUUUAACAGUGCUUUCUUUUCAAAACAAAAUCUUUUAAACGGUUGUAUAAACACUAAAAUAAUGAAAUAACGUGUUUAAGUAUUCAAAAAGUAUUUCUCAAAUGUUCCAUUACACAAGAAAGAAAUAACUUACAGCAGUUUUUAAAUAUAUAUUAUAUAUAUAUAUAAAUUCAUAUAUUGGAAAUCAAAACCAGUAUUCUGAUUUGUCUAUAUCCGGUUUAUCACCCACCUGUGAAGAGCAGCCGUCCCUAAAUAUGAUGCAAAUGUCUCUGUGGUGGUGUGUUCUUGCAGUCCCUCAGCUGGCAGAGAAUCCACAUUAUGAAAAGGAAGACCCUGUACCUUGUGCUGGAAGUAGUACAGAACGUUGGCUAUGGGAGUACUCAACAGCUCCAGCCUGCACCAGAUAUUUGGUGUUUGUGUGUAUGCCAGAGAAGUUUGGCUCCAGCUGCUUCAGUAAUAAAAAUAGUAAAUAUAACCUCUGGUGCCAUAUAACCAUUUAUAAGUGUCAGUUUAUGCACUUGUAAUGCAAUCAGCCAAUUUGAGUUAAAUGAGAUUUGAAUAUAAAGAUGGUGGUGCUAAAAGAAAAUACCCACACCUCCUGGAGAAAUACUCUUCUGUCUAAGAUUUUUGCCAUUAGCCACUUUUUCAGAUUUUUUUGAUUUUGGUGUAAUCGCAAUGUGUUUGCAGAUAUCUCUUUGAACUUUCUUUUUAACUUUUAAAUGAUUCAGUAACCAUUACUGUGAGAUUUACUUUACUCAUUUACUGAAUGAAGAUUGACAUGACCAUUUUUGUAAAUUGGCCCUUAGCCUUUAGGUGUUUUAUAAAUACAGUCCCAGAGCUUGAUAUGUUUCCAAAAGUUGCAGCUGUGUGUGUGUGCCAAGGGAGACCCUCUCUCCUUUGCGUGCAACUAGUAGCCUACAGUACAUGAGUUAUGCCACCAAUGGAAACACUCAGAGCCACUGUGUCGAGCAUACGUGCUUGACUGCUUGACUCUGUGUGUGUGUGUGUGUGUGUGUGUGUCAUUACUGCCCAUGUCGUAGCAUCAUUUAUUUUAUUAUUAUCUUUAUGUAGGUCAGUGCAUCUGAAUUUUUAUGUUUCAUUUUGUUCAUCAUUGUUUGACAGUGACAGGAAUAUGGCUUGCAACAAAAGUUCCCCUGCUUAAAUCAAACCAAAUGUUGCAAUUAUGCACUUUGACCAUUAGGUUACUGGGAUGGCUAAUUUUGUGUUAUUUUGUUAAAUUAUGUCAAUUACAUUGCAUUCUGUUACACUGUACCCACAUGGCACACUAUAAAAGCACCAUUGUAUAUAUAAAAAUGCACAAAAACACUAUACAACUUAAACUGGUACCAAUAUUAAGCAA
This is a messenger RNA of Morone saxatilis (striped sea-bass), 5825 nucleotides long. It is a transcript of the gene ddias, whose product is annotated as DNA damage-induced apoptosis suppressor. The record is from RefSeq and is a predicted model, not a curated record. The coding region runs from base 278 to 2824 and encodes 848 amino acids. Gene Ontology annotation, cellular component: cytoplasm; nucleus. Gene Ontology annotation, biological process: negative regulation of intrinsic apoptotic signaling pathway in response to DNA damage. The transcript has 5 exons. Lineage: Eukaryota; Metazoa; Chordata; Actinopteri; Moronidae.